Molecule: messenger RNA, 705 nt
Organism: Penaeus indicus
Lineage: Eukaryota; Metazoa; Arthropoda; Malacostraca; Decapoda; Penaeidae
Gene: Taf13
Product: transcription initiation factor TFIID subunit 13-like
Exons: 3
Coding region: 273-662 (129 amino acids)
Biological process (GO): transcription by RNA polymerase II
Cellular component (GO): transcription factor TFIID complex
Molecular function (GO): protein heterodimerization activity
Source: RefSeq, a predicted model, not a curated record
UUUAUGUCAAUUUUGUUACAAUUACCAGAAGUAAAAUCAAAAUUCCCUCACUAAAAUACCUUUGGGAAAAAGUCAGUUUAAUUUUUGGGUUCAAAAGGCUAAAUGGAAGCCAAGCUACCUGGUUAUGUGAUUCUUGGUUGAAGCAUUACAACAGAACACUUCAGUAUAUGCAAGACACAUAUGAUAAGUACUGUAUAUGGAAAUUUUACAACAACCAUUAUAAUGUUAUAUGAUUAUCUCAAACAGGAGGUAAAGGUGUAAUAAAGAGGAUCAUGGCAGCUGCAGAUGACAGUUUUGAUCAGUAUGAAGAGGAGGAGACAGGAGAGGCUCAGUCAGAAGCUGUCAUUUCCACCUGUUCGGGUGGCCGUAAAAGACUCUUUUCCAAGGAGCUGCGGUGCAUGAUGUAUGGCUUUGGGGACGACCAGAACCCCUACACGGAGAGCGUUGAUCUACUCGAAGACUUGGUCAUUGAAUUCAUAACUCAAAUGACACAGCGUGCAAUGGAGGUUGGUAGGUCCGGCAGAGUCCAAGUAGAAGACGUAAUGUAUUUAGUGCGGAAAGACAAGCGCAAAUAUGCAAGAGUUCACGACCUGCUCAACAUGAAUGAGGAGCUGAAGAAAGCAAGAAAAGCCUUUGAUGAAGUCAAGUAUGCUGGUGUGUGAAAUGCCUCAGAUAUAUAUAUAUACAAACAUAUAUAUAUAUAUA